This is a messenger RNA of Onthophagus taurus, 1274 nucleotides long. RefSeq names its product CDK-activating kinase assembly factor (gene Mat1). Lineage: Eukaryota; Metazoa; Arthropoda; Insecta; Coleoptera; Scarabaeidae. Gene Ontology annotation, biological process: regulation of transcription by RNA polymerase II; positive regulation of cyclin-dependent protein serine/threonine kinase activity; nucleotide-excision repair. Gene Ontology annotation, cellular component: transcription factor TFIIH holo complex. Gene Ontology annotation, molecular function: cyclin-dependent protein serine/threonine kinase activator activity. The record is from RefSeq and is a predicted model, not a curated record.
UCAAACGUGAAUUAUAUAGGUUAUGUUCAAAAUAACAAUCACAAAACUGUAUUAAAUUGAUAAAAUACAAAUUUAAAUAGAUAAAAAUGGAUGAUAGUGUGUGUCCAAGAUGCAGGACAUCAAAAUUCCAAAACCCCUCAAUGAAAAUGAUGGUAAAUGUAUGUGGCCAUGGACUUUGCGAGAGUUGUGUGGACCUAUUAUUCUUAAAAGGUGCUGGUUCUUGCCCUGAAUGUAGAAUACCCCUUCGUAGAAACAACUUUCGCGUACAACUUUUUGAAGAUCCAGGAAUUGAGAAGGAAGUAGAUAUACGAAAAAGGGUUCUUCGGGAUUUUAAUAAAAAAGAGGAAGACUUUAAUUCUCCCAGAGAGUACAAUGAUUAUCUUGAAGAAAUAGAAACGAUUAUUUUUAACCUUACGAAUGAUAUUGAUGUAGUGAAUACAAAUAAAAAAAUUGAACAACAUAAAAGGGACAAUAGGGAACAGAUACUUAAAAAUAAAAAUAAAUUAGGGCGAGAUGAAUAUGAAUUGGAAGAAUUAUUGGAGUUAGAAAAACACCAAGAAGAAAUUCGUAGGAAUGAAGUGAAAAUGGAAGAAAUUGAAGCUAAAAAAAAGAAAAUCAGAGAAAAGGAAGCAUUAAUCGAUGAACUAAUGUUUUCCACUGGUAAUGCGAAAAGUAUUGUUGAAACUUUUGUUCAAAGUGUUAAAGAAAGUAAAGAGGAGACUAAAAUACCCCAAAAAGUUACUAAAUUCUCAACUGGAAUUCAACUUGGAAGACAACAAAAUACAUUUAUACCCAUACCUACCGACGAGGGACCUCUUUUUGUUUAUAAAGCACCAACAUUCCAAAAUGAUGGUCCUAAAUUACCAUCAGAUGAUCAAAUUUGUAAAGAUGGUUAUUUAACUCACAUUCGUUCAGAAUUAGAACAGGAACGAGCGGGAGGAUUUAAAGCAAAAAUCGCUUGUUCAAGAGCUUUACAAGAUGCAUUAUCUGGACUUUAUCACUCAAAGAAAACACCAAUAAGUUAACUAAUAAGUUAAAAGUCGUUAAUUUGUAAUUUUUUGUAUUUAUAUUUUGAUGUUAUUAAAUUGAAUUUUAGAAUUACAGUAAAAUCUCAAUAUAUGGGAUUAAUACGGGGAAGGAAAUAUCUUUUAUAGUUAAAAGUCUGUUAUAUGAAUAAUUUUUAAUUUGCACUUUCAAAAAAUAAGAGAAUAUAUAUUUGACGUCCGAUAUAUAUCGGUGUUUUACUGUAUUUCUAAUUUACUAGAUUAUAAGUA